Messenger RNA from Epithele typhae, 1725 nucleotides. RefSeq lists its product as uncharacterized. The coding region runs from base 1 to 1725 and encodes 574 amino acids. NCBI's taxonomy places the organism in Eukaryota, Fungi, Basidiomycota, Agaricomycetes, Polyporales, Epitheliaceae. The transcript has 4 exons. The record is from RefSeq and is a predicted model, not a curated record.
AUGCAGAACGACUCCGUCUCAAUAUCUCGCGCGACCUCCAUAUCUCGGCCACGCAGCCGUGCGGGCUCGACCGUCUCCCGCAGCCAGUCGCUCAUCCGCAAGAACAUUGCCCCUCACGACCUCCGCCCGUCCGAUAUCCUCAUCGAACGCUUCACCGCAUGGAAGGCGAUCGUCAAGCAGCUCAUCUCGUACUUCGAGGGUAUCGCAGACAUCGAGAACAAUGUUGCCCGCGAGAUGACGAAGCUCGGGGCCGUCAUCCAGGUCCCCUUUCGAGCAGGGAACCAGUUUUUGGGCGAAGGUGGGCUCCAGGACAUUUUCUACGGCAUUCGCGACAAGACGCGUGCCAUUGCCGAUCAGCACGCCAACCUCGGACGCACUGUGGACGGUUCGAUCGUGCAGCAUUUGCAGAAGCUCAGAACAGAGAUUAAGGCGCACAUCAAGAACAUCCAAAAUGACACGGGCAAGCUUGCGACGUCCGUCGCGAAAGAGCGCGAGCUCUCCGCGAAGUUCAUCGGCGACUUGGGUACCAACAUCUCCGUCCUCAAGAAUACUCCCCUCAAUGUCACUGCGCGCACCGACCCCUACGUGGCCAACCAAGCCGUAGCUCGUCAGCUCGUGAAGCAAGUUCACACCGAGAACGCGCUCCAGAAGUCCCUGCUCCUUACCCAAGCGUCAUCCGCGAUGUUCGAAGCCUCCCUCAUUCAAGCACUUCAGUCAGCAUGGGCAACCUUCGCAGAGUGGAGAACGCGCAUGGACACCGCCAUUGGGGAGAUUUGGGGCCACCUUCAGCGCGACAUGUCCGCCCUUCCUCCUGAUCGCGAAUGGAUCUCCUUCGCUGCGCGCGAGGACCACCUCGUCGACCCCGAGACGCCCCUUCGCGACCCCCAGGUGAUUAACUACCCCUCGAAGGACGACCCGAGCGUCAUCCCCGUCCACACUGGUCUCCUCGAGCGCAAGAAGCGGUACACCCGGACCUACCGCGAGUCUUACUACGUCCUCACCCCCGCCGGCUUCCUGCACGAGUUCACGUCCUCGGACCCGUCCAUCGCGGACCGACCCCAGUUCUCCCUCUUCUUGCCGAUGUGCACGCUCGGCCCCCCGAGCCCAACAAGCGGCAAGAGCCACAAGUUCCACAUCGAGGAGCGCAAGGAUGGGUCGGGCACGACUCGCUCGGGCUCGCUGCGCGGCCUUCGGGACUCGAUCACUCGGCGGGGCACGGGGAGCGGGCGGGCGUGGGCAUUCCGCGCGCGGUCGCACGAGGAUAUGAUGGAGUGGUGGAAUGACAUCCGGAUGCUCUGUGCGCGGUACCUCGUCGCGAGCGAGGCGAUGGAGCGGUCCGGGCCGGUGCACGCGGCGGUGCGCGCCGCGGGCUACACGUCCGAGGACGAGGGCGGGGAGACGGAGGACGAGGGCUCGAGCGUCGAGGAGGAGGCGCAGGAGGACGAGGACGAGGACGACGCGGUGUUCGUCGAGGCGCGCGACGGCGAGGAGGAGGCGGGCCCGCCCGACUACCAGUCGAAUCACGGGCACGGCGCGCUGGAGUAUGGCGCGAACGGGUACCCUGUGGACAAGAAGCCCUGGGCAGGGGGCGAAGAGGGCGCGAACAUCUCGCGCGGCCCUAGCAAGCGGCAGCAGGAGAAGGCGCCUGAGGGCCGUCCUCCGCAUGUGCCGCAUGACGACGACGCGACGCCUGUGGCAGAGAGUCGGUUCAUGGAGCAGCUAUAG